AUGUCGAGAGAAGGAUCACCAAGAGAAAACCCAACAGAUGAAUCUGCAUCAACUCAACAACCUUUAUCAGGUAUGGAUGCAGGAUCUCUUGAUACUCAAGUCACACCGGAUGCACAAACACAAGAAGUUUUAAAUUCUGAAAACGAACUUUCUACCUCAAUAACACUCGAUUCAACUCAAAUGCCACCACCAUCAGAAACAACUCAGGAAAACAAGGAAGAAGAAGAUGAAGAAGGAGAUAAACAAACAACACAAAUUGAUCAACAAGAUAUUCAACCAGAAGAAAUUACAACAGUUAAUGAUAAUGAAAAUCAAGAUAUUGUUGAAAAACCAGAACGUGAAAGUCCACCAAGACUUCCAGAUACAUUCUAUUAUGAGGCAGAAAAAAUUCAUGCAAAACCAAUAACAACAAAUGAAAAGACAUUUCCGGAAAAUACAUUAUCGAUGUUUCGAUCAUUUGCUUAUGAUUGUCAUAAACGUGGAAAUUUACAUAUAUUGGAUAAUAAAACAGUUAUGUUUGUUGCUGCUUGUGUUGUUGAAAUUAUCGAUUUAUCUAGUGGAGAACACCAAUAUAUUCGAACAACGGGCGGUUAUAGUAUUGGAGCAGUAGUCGUUCAUCCAAAUAGACAAUAUUUUGCUGUUGGUGAAAAAGGUGAUAUGCCAAAUAUAGUUAUAUAUGAAUAUCCAUCAUUAAGACCUUAUCGAAUAUUAAAAACUGGAACACAACGUUCUUAUGCUUAUCUUGAUUUUAAUACUGAAGGUGAUUUACUUGCUUCACUUGGUUCAAGUCCAGAUUAUAUGUUAACAAUAUGGGAUUGGCGUGAUGAAAAAAUUUUAUUACGUAGCAAAGCAUCAUCACAAGAAGUUUUUAAAGUAUCAUUUUCAAAAGAUCUUAAAGGACAUUUAACUACAUCCGGUAUUGGUCACAUCAAAUUCUGGAAAAUGGCUCGAACAUUUACUGGUUUAAAAUUACAAGGUGAAUUAGGUCGAUUUGGACGAACAGAAAUUUCUGAUAUUGAAGGUUAUCGUGAAUUACCAGAUGGAAAAGUUAUUUCUGGUACUGAAUGGGGUAAUAUGUUAUUAUGGGAUGGUGGUUUAAUUCAAAUAGAAGUUUGUCGUAAAAAAGGCAAACCUUGUCACAAUGGUGCAGUACAACAAGUACUUUUACAUGAAAGUGAUGUAUUUACUGUUGGUGAAGAUGGUUAUGUACGUGUUUGGGAUUUUGAAACUAUUGAUACAGCUGAAGCAAUUGAUGAAGGAUCAAAAAUGGAAAUAGAACCAUUGAAUGAACUUCGAGUAGGAACAGAUAGUAAAUUAAUGGGAAUUAAACGUGGAGUUGUUGAUGAUAUGAGUCUGUGGUUUGCUCAGGAUGCAAAAGGAAAUAUCUGGAAAUUAGAUUUAACAUUUUCAAAAAAUAGUGUUGAUCCAGAAGUUCUUCUUUCAUUUACAUCAGGUGCGGUAACUGGUCUUGAUGUUUCAUCUGUUUAUCAUACAUUUGCUUGUUCAGCGAGCAAUACUAUUCGAAUUUAUAAUAUCUUUACACAAGAAGUUUUAUCUCAAAAAACGUUUACUACAGGUGUUACUAGUUUAAAAUGGCUUCCAACUGUUUUUGAUGAAAAAUCUGAUGGAAUAUUAGUUGGAUUUUCUGAUGGUGUUGUACGAUAUUUAAAACUUCGUUCGGGUAUUAAACCAAGCGGAACAGAAAAAAAAUUUGAAUUUGAUUUACGAAUGAUACAAGUUCUUAAACCACAUACAAAAGCAGUUACAUUUAUUACUUUAGAAGUUAAAAAUCAAUGGAUAGCUACUGGAAGUGCUGAUGGAACAGUAUUUUUCUUUAAUUUUACACCGAAAGGUUUAAAUCCAAUUGGUUUUGUUAAUAUGAAAGAGUCAAUAACUUUUAUGACAUGGACACCAGCUCAAUAUGAUAAAACUCGUCUUCUUGUUUGUUUGAAAAAUGGUGCUAUUCAUGAAUAUGAAGGACCAGGUGGUAUUAAAUUUGAUACAUCAACAUCAUAUUUAAUUGAAACACAAUUACCUGUACGAAUAUUUCGUUUUCGAAGUAUUAAAUCUCGAUUACGACAUGAAGAAGAACUUGAACGAAAACGAAAAGAAGAAGAAGAACGACAAAGAAAAUUGGAAGAAGAAAGACGUUUACGUGGUAUUGAAAAGAAAGAAAAAGGUGAAUAUUAA
This is a messenger RNA of Rotaria sp. Silwood2, 2190 nucleotides long. Lineage: Eukaryota; Metazoa; Rotifera; Eurotatoria; Philodinida; Philodinidae. The record is from the annotation of a GenBank genome assembly.